GCUGUUGGGAGCAGAGUUUCAAUGAAACUCUUACUGUUUUUUGAGAAAAAAUUGACUUUUGAGGAAAAUAUAGUUUUCUAGUUCAUAGACCGCCUAAUAAGAACGUAAGAAGAACUGGUUUUCACGUGAGUGAUCUAGUUCAGGGGUUCAGGGGUGCCAGCUGUGGCACGCGGAGGGAAAGACAGUGGCACGCCGAGGUGUGACAACAAUUAGCACUUUUAUUGUUAGUUUAUAUAUUUUUUGAAUUUUUAAAGAGUGAGCCUCUCUUCUCUUAAUGAUCUUUGAUACUCCAUGGUGUCACAAAGAAAGGGGCCAUUCACGCAGAGGUAUGACUGUGACCCCGCCCACCCAUAUAAAUACUGCGGGUUUCUCUUUUUUUCAAUAAAACUUUAUAGUUUCACACGACGCACUUUACCUUCUGUGUCAGCCAUAGACUGUAUAUAAAGUCUAUGGUGUCAGCCUUCAUGGCCGGGUUUUGUUAAUUUGACAAGCAGCGUAGGAAAAAAGUUUUUUUUUUUUUACAUCAAAGUUCACAUUACAGUUAGUAAUGGCUGUAAGUGGCUGGAUAUCUCAGUUGGCUGGUGUAGGAUCUGGGUUCAGUUUCCAGGCCAAUGAGCUAAAAUGCAGUGAUGGUCUUUAGACGAGACUCUUCAUGCUGCUGCAUAACUUCAUCUCUGUACCUUAAAAAUACAGGAUUGUGUCAGGAAGAGGAUCCAGCGUAAAACUCUCCACAUAACCACCUGUGUGAAUCAGUGAAAGCAGAUUCACUGUUGUGAUCCCUGACAGGAUAAAACGAACAACAGAGUUCAACAGUUGGUGAUGCACAGUGGUUGAGGAGAAACAUUUGCAUUGAGACUUCAAGUCAUGAACGGUGCUGACCCCUGAUCUAGGGCAAGUCCCCCACGCUGACUCACUCUCCUACACACUAGGUGGCGGUAAUGCACCUUGAGGUGCCACCCGCCAUUUAAAUCACACGAAGAAGAGGGGUCUGCAGCAGCUCAGCUGACUGAAAGCCUCCGUCUUCCUCACUGUCCUGCAGCAGAGACCGGUUCCGAGUCCAGGCGCUCCGAAUGGCGUUUGUCACGGCCAGCUGGAACCCACUCGGGGAGGCCUUUUACCGGAAGUUGGAGCUCUAUGAGAUGUCUUGGAGUAUUCGAGAUGGGCUUCGGGACAGUCUGGUGGCUGCGGCACCGUAUGGCGGACCCAUAGCUCUUCUCAGAGAACCUCUUAGGCAUUCUCCAAGUUCUCGACCUCAGCUGGAGAUCUACUCGGCAUCGGGCAUAGCCAUCACUAGCUUUCCUUGGAAGAGUGGACCUGUUGUCCAUCUGGGCUGGUCCGUAAGCGAUGAGCUGCUGUGUGUUCAGGAGGACGGCUCAGUUCUGAUCUAUGAUCUGUUUGGAUCUUUCAAAAGACACUUCAGCAUGGGACAGGAAGUUGUCCAGAGUCAGGUUUUGGAGGCCAAGGUGUUCCACUCUCCCUAUGGGACAGGUAUUGCUAUAGUAACAGGGUCCUCCCGCUUCACCUUGGCCACAAACAUCGAGGAUCUGAAACUGCGCAGGUUACCUGAGGUACCAGGUCUCCAGGGAAAACCGGCCUCUUGGGUCGUCCUCACUCAAGACAGACAGACCAAAGUUUUGCUGUCCAUCGGACCAGAACUUUACAUCCUUGAUAACACGUCCUGCACUGCUGUGUGUCCCCCAGGCCUGAGUCCCCAUGCAGGCAGCAUUGUCCACAUGAGUGUCUCUUUCAGCUACAAGUACUUGUCCCUCUUCACAGACUCUGGACACCUGUGGGCAGGGCUUUCUAACCUACAGGAAAAACUUAUAGAAUUUGACACCAAGAAGACAGACAGACCCAAACAGAUGCUGUGGUGUCGCAGGCCGAAGAGUCAGCAGCCAUCUGUGGUGUUGAUGUGGGAGAGACUGCUCCUAGUGGUUGGAGAGUGUAAUGACACCAUCCAAUUCCCUGUUGUGGAUGUGUCUUUUUUGGUGGGUGAAUUGGACGGAGUUCGGAUCAUCAACUCCACCAACCAGGAACUACUGCAGGAGGUCCCGCUAGUCUGUCAGGAUAUCUUCAAGAUUGCCUCCAUGGCUCCUGGAGCUCUGUUGCUGGAGGCCCACCGGGAGUAUGAGAAAUCCAGCCAGAAAGCUGACGAGUACCUGAGGGAGAUCAAGGAGCAGAACGUGCUGGAGAAGGCGGUGCAACAAUGUGUGGAGGCGGCGGCUCACGAGUACGACCCCGCUACCCAGAAGUCCCUGAUGAGGGCGGCUUCCUUUGGGAAGUGUUUCCUGACAGACUUCUGCUCGGAUCACUUUGUGUCCACCUGCAGAGAGCUGCGAGUACUGAACGCCGUUCGCGAGAGCAGCGUGGGAAUGCCACUCACACACACCCAAUUCAAGCAGAUGACAUUGCAGGUGCUGAUUGAUAGGUUGUUGUUCCGGCAGUUUUACCCGUUAGCCAUUGAGAUCUGUCGUUACCUGAAGAUUCCUGACUAUCAGGGCGUUAACAGAGUCCUGAAGCACUGGGCCUCCUGUAAGGUGCAGCAGAAAGAAUUGUCAGAUGACGCCAUAGCACGAGCAGUGUGUGUGAAGGUGGGAGAAUCACCUGGUGUCUCGUACUCUCAUAUCGCUGCUAAAGCUUAUGAAUGUGGACGCACCGAACUCGCCAUCAAGCUCCUGGACUUUGAGCCUCGGUCUGGAGAACAGGUUCCUCUGCUGCUGAAGAUGAAGAGGAGUCAUCUGGCUCUCAAUAAGGCUGUAGAAAGUGGAGACACAGACCUGGUCUACAUGGUGGUCACACACCUGAAGAAUGAAAUGAACAGAGGGGAUUUCUUCAUGACGCUGAGGAACCAGCCGGUGGCCCUCAGCCUCUACAGACAAUUCUGUAAGCUUCAGGAGCAAGAGACGCUGAAGGACCUCUAUAACCAGGAUGACAACCAUCAGGAGCUGGCCAACUACUACGUCACUGUGUCUUACAGAGAAAAGAGGUUGGAGAGCCGUCUCUCUCAGCUGCAGAACGCUGUAGACGAGUACAACAAGGCCAAAAACGACUUUGCUGCAAAGGCCACAGAGGAGGAGAUGCGUCUCCUUCGUUUCCAGCGAAAGCUGGAUGAUGAGAAAGGGGCGGGGCUUCUUGGACUAUCCCUGCAGGUAACCAUGGAGACACUGCUGUCGUUAGGACUUCACAAACAGGCAGAGCAGUUGUACAGAGACUUUAAAGUUCCUGACAAAAGAUGAGUAAGAGAUGGAGCAUCAGAUGGAUCAUGUGACAUCCAGCCUUUUCAUGGACUCUCAGGUGAACCCUCAGGAGUUUUACCAUCUCAAACAUGUUCAGAGGUCCAGAUAUGGAUGUUUACCAGCAGCAGGUUGCUCUGCUGUUCCGGUCUGGACUCAGUGAAGGUGCUGAUACGAGGGGAAGCUCAGGGCAGCUGGUACUCCAGACUAAACACCUGGAGGGUUCAGUUUCAUGGAGUUCAAAUCUGGACUUGCAGCCAAAAAGGAUGCAAAACGUAUCAAAAAAGUUUGAAAUUUAAUUUUCUUUUCAAAAAAUGAUUUAAAUAACACACUGGGCCCUUAAAAGGGGUCAACUAAACAAUAAGGGAACUCAGGCAAAAGCAUUAGUUAGCAAAGUAACAUACUUGAACAGACUGAAAACUGACCUAACUUGAACAGAGACACAAGAGAACAUAUAUAGUGGGUGAUCAGGCCACUGAAGAAACACAAGGGGGAACUGACAAAGGACAAACUCUAACUACAAACAAUAUUCCUGCACAAAUAAUAAAUCUGUUAUAUGUUAACAAAAUCUAACAUAAAGUUGCCUUUAAGAAAUUAAUAACAAUAACUAGAAACUAAAGCAAAUGAUGUUUAUCUAUACAAACAUUGAUAUAUC
Messenger RNA from Oryzias melastigma (Indian medaka), 3888 nucleotides. RefSeq names its product vacuolar protein sorting 16 homolog (gene vps16). Gene Ontology annotation, molecular function: actin binding. Gene Ontology annotation, cellular component: HOPS complex; lysosomal membrane; endosome. NCBI's taxonomy places the organism in Eukaryota, Metazoa, Chordata, Actinopteri, Beloniformes, Adrianichthyidae. Bases 1071 to 3236 code for a protein of 721 amino acids. The transcript has 22 exons. Gene Ontology annotation, biological process: intracellular protein transport; vacuole fusion, non-autophagic; endosomal transport. The record is from RefSeq and is a predicted model, not a curated record.